Molecule: messenger RNA, 1496 nt
Organism: Benincasa hispida (wax gourd)
Lineage: Eukaryota; Viridiplantae; Streptophyta; Magnoliopsida; Cucurbitales; Cucurbitaceae
Source: RefSeq, a predicted model, not a curated record
GACUAGCGCGUGAGGCUCACGCGCCGAUCGUUCCUCUAUGCCGUCCGUCCACGCGCCGACGCAUGUAGGCGCGUGUGCCAUUGUUUUGGUUCGUCUUCUGUGGGUUUCCUCAGUUUUGUUGACUCUUCUUGGUGGUGUGUUUGUUUGGGAUAUAUAGAUAUACUCACUGCUUGUAAAGAUUUCUCUUCGGUAAAUUAGGGUUUGAUUCUUUGCUGUCCGAUGUCUAUUUUUUGAGGUAAUGGCUGAUAAGAAACCAACAGUCAUGUCUGAGAUUGUUCCUAUGGUGUCAAAAGUAAUUGAACACAAGUUGAAUGGAUCCAACUACUCUUCAUGGAGAUCAAAUGUUCGCCACUUUAUUAGGAGCAUGGAGAUGGAUGAUCACAUCACAGAAGAGUCACCGAUUGAUGCUAAUAAGAAGAUUUGGUGGCGGGACGAUUCAAGAAUGCUUCUACAAAUCAAGAAUUCUAUUGACCGUGAAAUUGUUGAACUAGUAAAUCACUGCGAAUCAGUCAAGAAACUAUUGGAAUAUUUGGAUUUCCUUUAUUCAGGGAAAGAGAAUAUUAAUAGAGUGUUUGAUGUUUGUAAGACUCUAUAUCAACCCGAUCAAGGAGAAAAAUCUCUUACAAGCUACUUUAUGGAGGUUAAAAAUACAUGCGCGGAAUUCAAUGCCUUGAUGCCAAUCAGCACAGAUCCAAAAGUUCUAAUGGCUCGAUGUGAAAAGUUGUUUAUCAUGAGCUUUUUAGUAGGUCUUGCACCUAAAUAUGAAAUGGCCAAAGAUCAAAUGUUGUCAAGCUUAAAUAUCUUAUCGUUGGAAGAAGCUUACACUCGAAUACUUCGUACUGAAAAGACACAAGCAGUUACGUCAUUUGAUUCUAGUAGUACUUUGAUUGGGCGCACAAAUGAUUAUAGAGGUAAUAAGGGGGUUGAAUUAAAUAGCUCUAAAGGUCAUCCCAAUAACCAAAGAUCAAAUCCAGGAAGUUUUGUUUGCUAUUAUCGUCAUACGAAGCGUGAAUGUAGAAGAUUGCUGAAUAAGGGUCAGAGGAUGCCAUCACCCUUUGCACAUGUCGCCUCGACUCCUGAUAAUCUUGACAAGUCAAUUACGAUUUCCGCAGAGGAGUUUGCUAAAUUUUAGCAGUAUCAAGAGUUAUUGAGGGCAUCAUCUUUUACUCCCAUUACGGCCAUCGCAGAGACAGGUAAUAUUUCUAAAUGCCUUCUUUCCUCCACGUCAAAAUGGGUCAUUAACUCUGGUGCUACAGACCAUAUGACAGGUAACCCUAGUUUAUUCUCUAACCUUUGUACAUCUACCUCUUCACCUAAUGUCACUAUAACUGAUGGAACCUCCACUCCUGUUUUAGGAUCAGGAACCGUCCAUCUUACUGAAUCAAUUUCUUUGUCAUCAGUUUUAAAUUUACCACAUUUCUCGUUUAAUUUGAUUUCGGUCAGUAAACUUACUCAUGAUCUUCAUUGUUGUGUCUCCUUUUUUCCUUGUUAUUGCU